AUGCAACGCAUCACACCAUCUCAGUUGGUGUUUGACUACAAGGACAUCAGAGGAAUCGCCUGGAGAACCAAGACCACAACCAAAGGUCAAGCCUUUGGAUGUCUGGCUUCAGGUUUCAUGUCACUGAGUUCACAUACAUGGAUGCUGAUCUUUUUUCGUGCUCUGGAUGAUGUUUUUGCCACUCAUGGCAAUUCACAAUUAGACUUCAUUAUCCCUCGCAUCACCAUGAAAGGAUCACUGGAACUGGUUUUACCUUUGGAACCCAUGCGCUACACAGAUGCGUUGUACUAUUUGAGGACGUUCAUUCACAUCCCAUGGCGGGCUGCUGGUUCGAGCCCUUUCAACCCAAGCAAUUAUACGAUUCACGGCCUCAAGGCCACCUUCUUAUCCUGGAGCGCUCAGAUUCCUGCGAUCUUUGAGGAACAACGGAGACAACAGGGCCACCACCGGUCCAUCAACCAAUCAGUCCGACUGUAUUCACGGGAUGAUGUGUAUCCCCAGCUACAACUGCAGCAGACACUGAUUGACUCCAUUGUCACUGACUUUCGACCAAAGACUCCAGUUCACCGUGGGGGUCAGACGCCUGCAAUCGAACCUGCAAUCCGAUUGGAACGCUAUCGCAAAGAUGCAACAGAUUUCAAUUGGAAGUUCUUCUUUUUUCCUCGCUCACCUGAGGGAAAGCGUUCCAGCUCGUAUGGAAGCAGACGAUUGAUCGCUAUGGCCCAUUCACAGGUGCAGAAAAAGGAUAUCGCUUGGAUCCCUUGGAAAUAUCGAUUGUCUCAACAACGCCUUGAAGAAAUUCAGAUGGCUCGGCCUAGCAAAGUCGCAAAAACAGAGCCGACCAGUUUGCAUCAACUUUUAUGGGACGAUCCCCCUAGCAUUGACGUAUCCAAUGCCAAUAUGGGUUUCAACGGUAUCCGCACGAUGCUCGAGCUGGUGGCCACAGCUUAUGCACUGGUUCAGGGAUGCCAUUUAGGACGUGUCAAGGCCUACAACUUGAAGUUCUUAGGCCUGAUUUCCACACGGCUCGACGCUGACCUGGGACUCUGUCAUGUUAAUGUUCUUGAAGCUCAGGCCGCUGACCGCAUGUUAUGGGGCAUCAUAGCUGACUUAACCACUGAUAAAGGAUGGAACCUUAACGAUAGCUUGCAUGAAGUCACAGUUUUGCGAUCAGAUAUGAUUGGGCUCCUCCAACCUCGACCCAAAGCCAUCCAGAGGUAUCACAAUUCAGACAUUCCCACGGCGUCCAAUGCCAAAGGACGAAUUUUCACUGAUAUUUUUUGCGGAUUUGACAGUCCGUUGGCCUCAGCCAUUUUGGCUGCUGGAGGCCAAGUGUUUCGAGGGUCAACUGCUUACAAGCUGGUUACUGUUCUGGCUCCCAUGGCCAUUUGGAGCAACCGCCAAAUGCGAUGUCAUGGGAGGAAGAAGUAG
Cladocopium goreaui is the source of this 1431-nucleotide messenger RNA. NCBI's taxonomy places the organism in Eukaryota, Dinophyceae, Suessiales, Symbiodiniaceae. The record is from the annotation of a GenBank genome assembly.